Rhipicephalus microplus (southern cattle tick) is the source of this 1025-nucleotide messenger RNA. Its product is annotated as acetylcholinesterase. NCBI's taxonomy places the organism in Eukaryota, Metazoa, Arthropoda, Arachnida, Ixodida, Ixodidae. Gene Ontology annotation, biological process: choline metabolic process; acetylcholine catabolic process. Gene Ontology annotation, molecular function: acetylcholinesterase activity. The record is from RefSeq and is a predicted model, not a curated record. Gene Ontology annotation, cellular component: plasma membrane.
AUGCAAGAAGGCACCUUGUCGGAAAAGGGGAUCCAAGUCGUUAACAAGAACAUAAGCGAACGUGCCGAGAAAGUGUGCCAAGUGAUGUACGCCGCCUUGUUCGCGCUGUUCUUGACGCUGUUCGCGUACUUCGUGGUCUACGCCUUGAGUACGGGCACCAUCGUUCGCGUACGCACCGAAGAGGAUCAGCCGCAAGAAGUGCCUUUGCUGUCGCUGUCAGACCAGAUGCUUGCAAUAAAGUGGACGUGGCACAACAUCAAGUAUUUUGGCGGCAACACUACCGAGAUAAGCUUGCUGGGCGCUGGAGGAGGAGCGUGGACUGUUGGAGAGAUGGUGCUUUCAAACCGCGAAAACGUUCGCGACAUCAUCAAGCGAGUCCUUCUUCAUGGUGGUUCACCGCUGCAAAGGUACGCUCCAUUUCGGGCCUACCUCGUCGAGAAGGCAAUUGGAUGCGGUCCAGCAUCGGCCGAAUGCCUCGACACGGCUGACACCUCGAAGUUGCUAGAUCUGGCCUCACAGCGUCUCCUUGGACCACCGGCCACAAUUCUCGCAGCAGAACCGAAGCACGACGAUGGCAUCGACGUCCUCGUGGCUACGUGGCCGGUCAAGGAAGGCGGCUGGCUUCGGACUUCUUUCACGACAUCGCCAGAGACGUCAGCAGUCGAAGACACGCUUACAAUGCUCCAGGAAUACUUCAAUUUCACGGGCCUUGCUGCCAUCUUCGACACGCGGCACAGGGACACUGUCCAAAGCAGCGAUAUUUGGCCCAAAUUUCUGGAGAACCUUCUGAUCCGUUGCCCUAUUGAGCUCCUCGGCUACCUGUUCCGUGCCACGCACUCCACGAUAUACGGCUUUGUCUACGAUGACGAUAAUUUAUUUCCAAGUGAUGUGGUGGAGAUCCCUUUUCCCGACUUGGACAUGCUGUUUGGCGUGCCACUAAUAUCCUCAGACCCAGCCUACCCCGAACGCAUGAAAGAAAUGAGCCUCGCAUAUAUGAAGGUGUGGUCCACCUUCAUAAAAAAGGG